AAAUGAAGAGUUUGAGAGUGUGUUUCCUCAUUUUCCUUUUAUUGGAAGCCCUGUGGUGUGAAGGAUGUUGGAGGGAAGAGAGAGAAGCACUUUUAGACCUACGUUUCCGUGAACAACCCGGUGAUUGCUGUGAAUGGGAAGGAGUGCACUGCAAUCCCUCCACGGGGAGAGUGGCGCAACUCGAUCUUCUUUUGAUCUAUGACCAACAAUAUAUAAAUUACUCUGAUUUUUCUGUCUUCAAAGAUUUGAAGAACCUCUCCUUGUCAUCUAAUACAGUUGGCUGUGUUGGGGAUGCAGAGUUGCCAAAUCUCCAGCUCCUUAGCUUCAAUUAUAACUAUCUGGAUAAUGCUACCACCAUUCUUCUAUCUUGUUUGGAUGGACUUCCAUCUCUUAAGUCUCUUUAUUUAAGUGAUAAUAAGUUCAGUACAUCUUCACUAAACCACGUUUUUGAAAGUGUGUCACGAAAGCUGCGUCGUAAUCUGGAGGUCCUUGACAUAAGUUGGAACCCUUUGACUAAUGAGAUCUUGCCAUCCCUUGAGGAAUUCACAUCUUUAAAGGAACUGUAUUUGUGUGGAACUGAAUUGGACUCGGAUCUUCACUUUGACGGUUUAUGCUCAACAUUGAGGAAUCUUGAGGUUCUUUAUUUUUCCUAUAACAACUUCAACCAAACUGAUAUUGGCUCUGCUCUCAUUGGAUUCUCAUCCCUCAAGUCUUUUUAUUUAGAUAACAGUGCAUUGAUUUGGAGAUCGAUUUACAAUAUUUCAAAAUUGAGUUCUUUGGAGUUCCUUGACUUAUACGGGAACAACUUAAACGAGUCUGGCAGUAUGUUGAGGCCUUUCAAAGAUAAUCAGACCUUUAAAUGGCCAACCAAUUUACGACAUUUAGACCUGCGUGUAAACAGUUUGAGCAACAGAUUUGUUCCAUAUCUGAGGGGUCUUCCACAUCUUCAGUUUCUUGAUUUAAGCUGCAAUCAAUUUCAAGGAGAGUUAGAUAUAAACGGUCAGUAUUUUAUAAAUUUGUAACUUUAUGUUUUUAUUAUAAAGAU
Molecule: messenger RNA, 1045 nt
Organism: Vigna umbellata (rice bean)
Lineage: Eukaryota; Viridiplantae; Streptophyta; Magnoliopsida; Fabales; Fabaceae
Source: RefSeq, a predicted model, not a curated record